GAUCACCGUUCGAUGCUAGCCAAUCGAAGGCGCGACUCGGUUCAGUUGAGCGAUUCUUUUAAAACAAAUUGAUUUUAAAAUUUAUUGAAUUCGUUGUGUGUUAAGUUUAAAUCUGUCUAAAAAUAUGGGUGAUGUUGCUCUGCUGAAAAAGCAAAUUGUUUCACGAUUUAAUAUCAGUGGGUUUCAAAUUCGAAGUGAGGCCAGCGUAUUCCUGGCGCAGCAGAUCGCUCCCCUAGCCGAGAGCGAUCGCAAGAAAUGGCUGCACAACAUUGCCAACCACGUGCAGGGACAGAAUCUGAACCUGCCGGUCGUGGAGAAACGCCACAUCGAGCUGGCCAUCAAGGAGGCCAACAAUACCGGCCUGGAGGACAACGAAAGCGUUUUUAGCGUCAUCAGCGCGUUCGAUGUGCCCAAGUUUCGGUACUGCGAGGAUAAGAAAAAGUUUCUUCCGGAGACAGGGAAGAAGGGAUUGCUGCCUGGGCCCGAUGCCAAAAGCGAGUACAUUCGCGAUCGCUAUCAGAUGCUGUGGCAGAAAACGUCCCGCCACGAGAUGUUUAACACUAGCAAAAUUGUCCUAAACAACAAUGUUAAACGAUUGACACUGAGGAAGAUCGAAACUUUGCUGUCGACUUCCAAAAUGAAUGAGGUUGUUAUCCUGGGGUUGCUGACACAACUAACGGAGGGCAAAUUCUAUUUGGAGGAUCCAACCGGUGUGGUUCCGAUUGAUUUGAGCCAAACCGUCUUUUCAUCGGGACUAUUCUGUGAAGGAUGCUUUGUUCUUGCCUGUGGAAAAUAUCGCGAUGGUACGUUGAAGAUCGAAGAAAUGGGUUUCCCGGUGACUGAGCUGGCCUCUAGCAGUCGGGCUUUUUUCGGUACCGUCAAUACCUGGGGUGGCAGAUCCAAGAGCUUACUCAAAUAUUCGAAAAAUUUAGCGGAACUGGAAGCCAAAAAUUCCGAAGAUAGUAUCGUAUUCUUAGCUGACUGUUGGUUGGACAAUCCGAUAGUAUUGGAUAAACUCCGUUCACUGUUCAGUGGCUAUGAUGAAUUCCCACCUGUAGCCAUCGUUCUCAUGGGACCAUUCUCAAAGAUGAACGACAAUAUAUACUCGUUGAGGGGACGCUUCCAAGCCCUUGGAGAAAUUCUAGCCAGCUGCGAACGAUUGAAAAUGGAAACUGACCUGGUGUUGGUACCAUCUUGUGAUGAUCCGACGGCAGCCAAUAUACUCCCGAGGCCACCGCUUCCGGAAUUUCUGGUGGCCGAUUUGAAAAAGCGCUAUCCACGAACCGUUUUGACAACCAAUCCAUGUAGAAUUCAAUACUGCACCCAGCAAAUUGUGGUUUGUCGAAUGGACCUUGUCACCAAACUAUGUCGCAAUACCAUCCAUUUCCCCAAAAGCGGACAGCUGGAGGAUCACUUUGCACGCACCCUCAUCAGUCAGGGAACACUGGCCCCGUUGCAUCCGAUAGCGAUGCCCAUUCACUGGAACUACGAUAGCGCACUUUCGCUGUACCCAUUGCCGGAUCUGAUCGUGGUUGGCGAUCCUUGCCAGGGCUUCCAAACCACCGAACAAGAGUGCACCGUCAUGAACACCGGAUCGUUUCCCAAAUCAAAGUUCGCUUUCAAGGUGUACAUUCCAUCUUCGCGUACCGUUGAGGAUUCGCAGAUUCCGGAUGAAUGAAUCUAAACAAGGUAUCCAAACCAAUUA
Molecule: messenger RNA, 1705 nt
Organism: Uranotaenia lowii
Lineage: Eukaryota; Metazoa; Arthropoda; Insecta; Diptera; Culicidae
Gene: DNApol-epsilon58
Product: DNA polymerase epsilon subunit 2
Exons: 4
Coding region: 125-1678 (517 amino acids)
Biological process (GO): error-prone translesion synthesis; DNA-templated DNA replication
Cellular component (GO): epsilon DNA polymerase complex
Molecular function (GO): DNA binding
Source: RefSeq, a predicted model, not a curated record